UUGAUAACGCGGAAAGCUUAGUUAUUAAGUUACGCUUGAAUAGGACGGUGUGGUGUACGUGUUUUUGUGUUUUUUUUGUUAUGGAAUCAUGACGUCUAUAAGUGGAGACGUGAACACGUCUAAGUUGAAGUUCAGUGUGGACAGUAUAUUGGGGAAUAAUGAGACAUCCUCGAGUGCUCCGGUAGAGAACCGUUCGCAGGAGCCACCGUGCGCGGGUUGCGUGGCCGCCCUGUAUCGGUGCUGUAGAGAUGAACCGCCUCUCUUGCAGUUACAACUGCCCCUGCCUUACGCACACUUGCAUCCGGCAUUGAGGCCUACUUCAGCGGUCUACCGCUUGCCUUUGCCAACAUCAUCCCCCACGCAAUCGACGGCACCGCGUUGCGACGUCUCUUCGACCGGCAAACGGAAACGUUCGUGGUCCCGGGCGGUCUUCAGCAACCUUCAACGCAAAGGCCUGGAGAGGAGGUUCCAGAUACAGAAGUAUAUCACGAAACCGGACAGGCGGCAAUUGGCUGCAACUCUGGGAUUAACUGACGCUCAGAACCGUCGGAUGAAAUGGCGGCACACGAAGGAAGGGCGGGCGGGAGGGGGUGCCGUGGCGCGGGACCCUGACUCCACGGCGAACGAUGACAACGAAGACAUCGAUGUGGAUACGCUUAGCGAUUAAUGACAAUUUGAUCGGUCAUCGGAUGUAAAAUAGAGGCAAACGUCACUUUGCGGAAGUCCAAUACAAGGAACCACAAGCUUAUAUGCUAUAAUCCGCUAAAAUAGACUCUGGUAUGGCACAAGUACAAUAAC
This is a messenger RNA of Maniola jurtina (meadow brown), 798 nucleotides long. RefSeq names its product homeobox protein DBX1-B-like (gene H2.0). NCBI's taxonomy places the organism in Eukaryota, Metazoa, Arthropoda, Insecta, Lepidoptera, Nymphalidae. The transcript has 3 exons. Gene Ontology annotation, molecular function: DNA-binding transcription factor activity, RNA polymerase II-specific; sequence-specific DNA binding. The record is from RefSeq and is a predicted model, not a curated record. Bases 89 to 667 code for a protein of 192 amino acids. Gene Ontology annotation, biological process: regulation of DNA-templated transcription.